AUGAAAGGCCUCAGCCGCCUUGAUGUCUUCCCGAAGUUUGACGAGCGUUUCUUGCGGGAUGCCCGGCAGCGUACGGCGCUUGGUGGUGUUCUCUCCAUGGCGUCCAUUUUCAUAAUCACUUUUCUCGUCGUGGGUGAGGUGCGUUACUUCUUUUCCUCCGUGGAACAACAUGAGAUGUACGUCGAUCCGCAUAUCGGCGGUAUCAUGCACAUGAAAGUAAACAUUACGUUCCCACGGGUGCCAUGUGAUCUCAUGACGGCGGACGCCAUUGACGCCUUUGGUGAGCACGUUGAAAAUGUUCUGACAGACACUGCCAGGGUUCGUGUGAAUCCCGAUACAUUGGUUCCACUCGGUGAGGCACGACCACUCAUGGAUAUGAAGAAGCAACCAGCUGAUGGGAACGGAGCUGAGCAUGGAAAGUGCCCGAGUUGCUACGGUGCCGAGAGUAAUCCAGGGGACUGUUGUCACACUUGUGAUGAUGUGCGGCGCGCAUUUGCGGAGCGCCAGUGGGAGUUCCACGAAGACGAUGCCAGUAUUGUGCAGUGCGUGCAUGAGCGGCUUAAGAUGGCGGCGGCAAGUGCGUCCACAGAGGGGUGUAACUUGCACGCCUCCUUUAGUGUUCCGCGAGUGACGGGAAACAUUCAUUUCAUACCGGGUCGUAUGUUUAAUUUCUUUGGUCAACACCUGCAUAGUUUUAAAGGGGAGACUAUACAGAAGUUGAAUCUUAGUCAUAUCGUGCAUUCCCUGGAGUUUGGUGAGCGGUUUCCAGGACAAAGUAAUCCUAUGGACGGGAUGGCAAAUGUGCGUGGCGCUACGGAUCCAUCCGAGCCUCUAAUUGGCCGGUUCUCGUAUUUCGUGAAGGUGGUGCCCACAGUUUACCGUAUUGAGUCAUUAGUUGGAGGCGGCCGCGUGGUAGAAUCUAACCAAUACUCUGUGACGCAUCACUUCACCCCAAGUUGGGAGACUCCAAAGGGAGGAGAGAACAACAAUGCCAAACAUGAUCCAUCUGUGGUACCAGGAGUGUUCAUAUCAUACGAUCUCUCUCCCAUUCGCGUCUCAGUCAAGCGUACACACCCAUAUCCAUCCAUUGUGCAUCUGGUGUUGCAACUGUGCGCCGUAGGCGGCGGUGUUUACACGGUAACUGGCCUUAUUGAUUCCCUCUUCUUCCACAGCAUCAGGCGGAUGCAGAUAAAGAUGAAUAGAGGGAAGCAGUUUUGA
Trypanosoma brucei brucei TREU927 is the source of this 1218-nucleotide messenger RNA. RefSeq lists its product as hypothetical. The record is from RefSeq and is a predicted model, not a curated record. The transcript has a single exon. Gene Ontology annotation, cellular component: COPII-coated ER to Golgi transport vesicle; endoplasmic reticulum. Lineage: Eukaryota; Euglenozoa; Kinetoplastea; Trypanosomatida; Trypanosomatidae. The coding region runs from base 1 to 1218 and encodes 405 amino acids.